This is a messenger RNA of Mugil cephalus (flathead mullet), 9152 nucleotides long. RefSeq names its product pseudopodium-enriched atypical kinase 1 (gene peak1). NCBI's taxonomy places the organism in Eukaryota, Metazoa, Chordata, Actinopteri, Mugiliformes, Mugilidae. The coding region runs from base 723 to 6611 and encodes 1962 amino acids. The transcript has 7 exons. Gene Ontology annotation, biological process: protein phosphorylation. Gene Ontology annotation, molecular function: protein kinase activity; ATP binding. The record is from RefSeq and is a predicted model, not a curated record.
GAUACGCCAGGAUCUAGUGCAGGGCUGUUAUAUUAAAAUGUACAUGCUGUAUAUCACGCAACUAGCAACUUUUCCCAGUCAAUCGCAGUUUGGCGUCCCUUGUAAAUUGCGCGUUCACGCGGCGCUCUGGCCAGCCCAGGAUCCCAGUGCGCUCGCUCCCGCACCAGCCUGGUGAAAAAAAAAAAAAACUGCAGCGGCUGUAGCCGGAGCCACGCAGAGAAGAGAAGAGAAGAAGAGGGGAGAAGAGAAGAGGAGCCGUGUGCGGAAAAAAAAAAAUCACUGACACUCGCAAGAGUUGCGCUACGCACGCUCGGAUAUUUCGUUUUCCCUGCCGGGGACGACGUUGUCAAACUCGGGAUUUAUGGCUGCAGAGAAGCCGUAGAGUCGACGGGGAGACACUCGGCGCCUGAAAGGAAAAUUAGCUGCAGCCUUAGGAUGCCCAGUGGCUUCGGAUGAAUCAACGAGUGGAGGUGCUCACAGCCUAAGAAUACCUGAAGGCGACAGGGCACCACAUAGCCUAGCAGGGUCUGGCGGUAGGUGCUCCGUGCUUCCCCAGCUGGGACCCCAUGGCUGCUGCUGCUCCUGCUUGAUUCAUUACACUGUCCAGUGCCCCCCACAUUUGAGGUUUGAAAGGCGUUCUACAGUCACAUCCUGAAGCCUGUAGUUUCAUGGAGGGGUUUCCUGUCCACUGACCCAAGAGGCUGCCUCACCCACCAGCAGCCAUGUCAGCCUGCAGCACCUUCACCGAACACGUGUGGAAACCAGGGGAGUGCAAGAACUGCUUUAAACCUAAGAGUCUGCACUGCCUGGCUCAGAGCAGUGGAGGGAAGCAACCCUCUGAGCAGAGGCGUCCAACAACUCAGCUACAGAAUCCACCCCCUGCUGGGGCCAGAGCCAACCCUAACGUUACCAGCAACUCCCAGAAGGCUGGCAGUGGGUCCUCUCGCUCAGGAAACUUUCGGCCACCGGUGGCCAAGAAACCAACCAUUGCUGUUAAGCCCACAAUGAUGCUACCCUGCUCCUCUUCAGGACUAGAUUCAGAUGGCAACAUACAGCAACCACCAAAUCUAAUAGAACAAGGCAAAACAUCAGCCUUCACAGUCUGGAAUCGCAAUGGACUGAACCGUAAGAGGCCCGGCGGGCCCAGCAACAACAACGAAGGAGAGGAUGGUAGUGAGGAGAUUGAAGGUUAUGGGCAACUUAGCCCAAGAACGCAUAGUGGAAAUAACAACAACAGUGGUUUGACUGAUGUCCUGAAGGAGAUCGCUGGUUUGGGCCCUGCCUCCAGUCCCCCACCCCUUUCCGCCUCUAAAGACUUAUUUUGGGGGCGAAUCAGCAGUUCAUAUAGAAGGUCUUUAGAAAGAGGCCUCCCAGCCUCAAGCUGUCUCGCCAUGGGAAGCUACAGUAGUAGCGGUGGUGGAGGCAGCACUGCACAAAAACGGGUAUCACUUAGUGAUAGCGCCAAGGUCAUCAGCACAGAGGGUGGUCGCUUUUGCUACCCUGACUUCUCGAGUGAGGGUGAAGAUGAUGAGGAAGAGGACGAUGAGGAGGAAGAGACAGAAAGGGAUGAGGAUGACGAACAUGAGAGUUGGGAUGAAAGUGAUGAAGAGCUUCUAGCUAUGGAGAUCCGUAUGCGAGGCCAACCUCGAUUUGCAAAUUUUCGUGCUGCCACAUUGUCUCCAGUGCCCUUUGCUGCAGGGAAAAAGUGGAAUACUGUCCCACUUCGAAACCGCUCACUACAGCGUAUUUGUGCAGUUGACUAUGAUGAUAGCUACGAUGAAAUUUUGAAUGGUUACCCCUCAGUGGAUUCCAAUGGACAUCUUCUUUCCUAUGGGCCUUGUGACAUGCAAGGCAGUGAUUUCUUAUCAAAUUCAGAGGCUACUACUUCUCCAGAAUCAUCAUCAUCACUACCCGAAGACUCUCGUACAACUUCUAGUAGUGGGAGCAGUGCCCACUGUGCCCCUCGAAAUGGCUUGCAUUCUCCCACAUCCCCUUGUAAGGCACCCAUUUCCUGCACUUCUCCUCUGAAAAAGGAGCCUGUCAACAAAGCACUGAGUCCACUCAAGGUUACCGAAACACACAAGGCUGUCCUGGCCAUUAGAUUAGAAGAUCAGGAUGGCAGAGAAGGCAUGCCAAUGCCCCAGGCUCUUCCUGGUCAACCAGUCACUAUAAGUUUUAGUCCCACAGAGGAGCAAGCUAAACCGUACCGUGUAGUAAAUUUGGAAAAAUCAUUGAUCUGUAAGCCUUACACUGUAGUGGAUGUGUCAGCAUCCAUGGCCAAUAAAGAUGAACAUUUUCCAGACUUAUCGCCAAAACCCAAAAAUCUGUCCAUGCCCUCCAGCCCUACAUCAUACUGUAACCCACCUGUAGUCCAGCCCCUGUCUCCACUGUCCCCUAUUUCCACAUCUUCUUCUGCAAUGCCAACAUCACCUACGUCUGUUGCGCUGUCUGGUAACUCGCGAAAGAAAUCAAGCAGCAUACGUUACCAAGAAGUGUGGACAUCAAGUACAAGUCCUCGGCAAAAAAUACCUAAAGUGGAUCUGGGGAAUAAUCCUGGUCCCUCCAUCACUACACAGCACUGCAGUCACAAGUCAGCUCCCACUUCUCCCAUUGCUGGGUUGUCGUCCUCUCGAACUGUACCUGUGAAAUCCCCCAAUUUAUCAGAGAUCAAGUUCAACAGUUUCAAUAAUGCAGGUAUGCCUCCUUUUCCUAUCAUUAUUCGAGAUGAACCAGCCUAUGCCCGAAGUUCCAAAAAUGCUGUCAAGGUACCCAUUGUUAUCAAUCCAAGUGCAUAUGACAACCUAGCUGUGUACAAGAGCUUCUUGGGACUCAGUGGAGAACUGCCACAGACAAAAGGGGUUAGUAAUAGGGUAGCCAGCCACACUUAUGAAGAGAUUGGGUCGUCUGAGAGUGUCCAGUCCUCCUCAACAGAGAAAACACUCUCUGGUAGAGGCACAUCAGAGCGAGCCUCCUCCGAAGAGACUAAAUUUCCACUUGAAGCAGUGUCAAAAGCACCAAAUUUACAACCAAGAACCACUACAGACCCUAGCACUGUUACAAGCACUGUGAUUAGCUCCACAGGUGGGGCGUUCUCUCCCACUACAUCAGCAAAUUCUCCUGCCAAUCUUGCCAUUACUGCAAACCGACCUAAAAAUAGCCCAUCUGGGAGGGUUGUUUCACAUACUUGUAAGACAAGUGGAGAUGCUUCUAGCAGUAAAGAUAAUGAUUCAGGCUCAGCUUUGGCUUCUGUCACAGUGGUAAGCCAUAGAGAGGAGGCCAGUACCGUGCUUUCUCAGAUUGUGGCCUCCAUCCAACCUCCUCAGUCUCCUCCAGAGUCGCCCUCAGCACAAACCAAAACUUUAAGUACUGAGGAGCUCUAUGCGCUCCCACCUGAUGCCAUGAAGGACACCCUUACUCGACCUAAGUCCCUGUUUUCCACAGCUGACGGCGGUCUUUCCAAACCAAAGAAGGACACGCCCUCAAAGGUUUUGUCAAAAUCCCAGAGUGCCUCUGCUGCUGUCCCACUCUCUAGCCCCAGGUCAGAGCCCAAUGCCCCCUUCCCCCCUCCGAGAUCUACAUCUUCCCCUUACCACGCUUCUAACAUACUCCAGAGACAUUUUGGCAACUGGACCAAGAGCUCUGCCUCCAGCUCUCCUAUACGACCAAGUGAGGGUGAAACAAGUCCUGGUGGAGAAGGGAGACGUAUUUCAGCAGAAAGCUCCAAACCUAAACGCUGGAUCUCCUUCAAGAGCUUUUUCCGUCGACGAAAAGACGAGGAUGAGCAGAGAGAGAAGGUGGAGAGAGAGAAAGAGAAGGGCAAGCUGGUUGGGCUUGAUGGAACGGUCAUUCACAUUCUUCCACCGCCGCCUGCCCAAAAUCAACACUGGUUCACUGAGGCUAAGCCAGAGGAUCCCAACCAGAAGCCAACCAUUAUAUUCACCUACAAACCAGACAACAGCAGUAGUCCUGGCGAUGGCGAGGGAGAACUUCGAGUAGAGGAGUGCAGAGAAACUGUGCUGACCGAUGAAAGCAAGGAAGCCGCACCUUUGAGUCCGGGGCAAACACCUUCCUCACUCAUCACAGGAGGAGAUCCCAUCAGCAAGGACUCAAGCCAGGUACCAGCGAGUGCCAGCAGUGCCAGGGAUCGGGAGCCGCCCCCUGCCACCUCCCUGCUUGCCAGAGUGAAUCUGGGUCUGGUGCUUGGGGAGGGCGAGGAGGGCCACGCCAACCAGGUUUUCACCGCGGCUUCUGCCAGCGAGGGCAGCGCCAGCCUCGGAGAGCCUGAGGACGACGGGAGCCACUCUCAUCACUCCCACUCUCCCGCCUCCAGCCAAUGCAGUGCCACCUACAGCAACCUGGGUCAGUCUCGAGCCAACAUGAUCCCACUGAAACAGCCACGGAACAUGAAAGCGUCCAAUGACACCUUGGCCUCCAUUGACCUGGACGUCCUUGCCGACCAGCCAGCGCCUAAAGCUACACCACCACCACUACCCAAGAAGGCAGUUCCUCGCUCCAGUACUGAACCCAGCCUGGUUGGCAAAGAGCCAAUCCCAAUCCAGGGAGCUUUUAGACCUCGAGCUGAAGCUAAACCCGGGGGCACCAACCUAAGCGUGGCCAAUCCUCUCUAUGACUUGGACUCCACCUGGGAAACAGCAAGUCAGAGCUCCUCUCUCAGCUCUGAGCCUCAUCGAGGUCACGACCACGAAAGCGGUGACUCCUUGGAGAGAUCGUCGGCCUCCACAGCUACCAACAAGGCCCGCCUGGCUAACAACGCGUCCUCUCUUGCCCCCCAGUCUGCACCUGCUGCACCCAGUGCAGCCACCAGCAGAGAGAGGAGGGUCUACCCAAGCACAGAGUCACUGAUUGGAAGGGGUCGGGCGACAGGUCGAGUUGCUUCCGGAGGAGGAGGAGGAGGAGGAGGUGGGUCCAAACCCCAGAGGCCGGCUCUUUACAGGGGUUUAGACAGCUGGGAUGAGGUGGUGGGGAGGAUCCGGGGGCUCCACACGGACACUCUGCGGAAGCUGGCUUCGAAGUGCGAGGACCGUUUCAUGGCCGGCCAGAAGGAUCAUUUGAGAUUCGGCACCGACAGCUGGUCCCACUUCAGGCUGACCACUGGGAAGCCCUGCUGUGAGGCUGGGGAUGCUGUGUACUACACCGCCUCUUACGCCAAGGACCCACUGGUCAACUAUGCCAUCAAGAUCUGUCGGAGCCAGGUGAAGGAGACCCAGCAGCAGUUUUUCCACAGCCUUGCAGUGAGACAAAGCCUGGCGCUGCACUUCAACAUCCAGCAGGACUGUGGACACUUCCUGGCUGAUGUCCCCACACGCCUGCUCCCCUGGGAAGAGGAGGACGAGGAGGAAGAGGAAGAGGAGGAAGAUAAAAAGGAAGAAGGACCUACAGACAAAGAGAAGGAGGUUAAGACGGACGCAAACACGACAGAGCCCAAAGCCCCUAACGGUAAAGCAGACGAAACGUCAGCAGCAGCAGGUCACAUGAACACCACCGGCCGAUUGAGGAGCCGAGUGGUGGUCAUCACGCGUGAGGUGCCGUUCCAGACGGUGGCUGACUUUGUCAGAGAAGGCCUAACCAGACACGCCCACAACCCGGAGCUGUACGAGCGGCAGGUCUGUCUCCUGCUGCUGCAGCUGUGCUCCGGCCUGGAACACAUGAAGCCUUAUCACGUGACCCACUGUGAUCUGCGCCUGGAGAACCUGCUGCUGGUCCAGUGCCAACCCGGCAACCCCUGGAAUCUGGACUUACUUGAGCCCAACAACAACAGCAACAGCAGCGCCGGCUCCGGUGGGGCCGGUGCCGCGGCCGCCGCCGCAGCCAACGCCACCUGCCCCGCCCGCCUCAUCAUCAGCAACUUCUCUCAAGCCAAGCAGAAGAGCACCCUGGCCACCGACCCUGGCACGCUGCGCGACCAGUCGAGGCUGGCACCCGAAAUCGUCACGGCCACGCAGUACCGCAAGUGUGACGAGUUCCAGACUGGGAUUCUCAUCUACGAGAUGCUGCACCGCCCCAACCCCUUUGAGGAGACGCCCGAGCUGAAGGAGCGGGAGUACACCUGGGCCGACCUGCCGCCGCUCCCGGUCAGAUCGCUGUACUCGCAGGGCCUGCAGCAGCUGGCCAGAUUACUGCUCACCGUCAACCCCUCCGAGAGGAUCCGAAUGUCCGAAGCGCGGGCCUGCCUGCAGUGUCUCCUCUGGGGGCCCCGGGAGGACUUGUUUCAGGCGCUGGGCUGCAGCACCACCGGCCCCAUGUCAGGGGCCACAGCGAGCCAGCGCGAGGCCACCCUCCAGAACUGGUUGGACCUGAAGCGGACGCUCAUGAUGAUCAAGUUCGCGGAGCGUUCGCUGGACACCGCUUGCGGUGUGAGUCUGGAGGACUGGCUGUGCUGCCAGUAUCUGGCGUUUGCCACCACAGAAAGCCUGAGCCGGGUGGUGCACAUCCUGCAGCAGCCACAGCAACACCCGCACCCGCAGCCGCAGCCGCAGCAGCAGCAGCAACCCCCACCUCAGAACCAGAACCAGCCAGCACACCCGGCACAGAACCAAACCCAAACACAUCUAGCACACCCCUUCCACUUGACUCAGUCGCAGCCGCUCUAAGUUCCUCUGCCUAACUGUUACUAUGGCAACAGACCCAACUUCCCCCGUGUGGUCCCUCUGCUGAUGCUGGAGUGUGAUGUGAGCUAAUAGUCGGCUUUGUUGUUGCAGCAGCCACAGUGUUCACCUCAAACUAAACAGCUGGCUGUGCAGUGUCUGUGUUUUCGGCACAGAGUGAGAGUUUUCCUUUGAACAGCUAAGCUUCACGUUCAGGGUUAAUAAAAGUUAACUUUCACAUUUCAAGUCCAAAACAAAGGAAACAUUAGAGCCAGUCGGUGGAAUCGUUUUGGCUCUUGUGUUUUGACACUCCGGCAGAGUUAAAGCGGAGAAUUCACCAUUAUUUCAUGGCUUCAUGGAGUUUUUCAGCCUGCAGGGCUGUGAGGGCUCUGCAUUUGAUAUGACGGAGUCAGAUUUGUUUACACGUAAAUAUUCUCACUUUCAUCAGAUUCACCACAGUUAAACAGAAUCCAGAUGGAAAUUGGAGAAUAUCUUCACAGUUGUUUGACUGAUUAUUACAUUUUUUUUUAGAUGGAAAAGACGAAAAAAGUGAAAUGAAGGGAGACUAUUUUAAAUGAAGGGAUUAAAAAAAAAAAAAAAAAUGACGCCAAAAUGAUUUUGUGAUGGAUGUGUCAUCUUCGAAAUUGAAUCUAACCAGAGUGUUUUUCCAGUCUGGACUGAUGCAAAAGUGAAAUAUAUUUUAGUGGUGAAGCCCCAAAUUGUCCAUCUAAAGAUUCUUUGACAAGUUUUAACCCUGCUGGACUUAAGUGGGUUUAUUCUAGCUGAGACUGUCUGGAGCAGUCCGGAGUAGAGGAGAGGUGAGGUGAUGCUGUUGUAUCAUGUCGUACUUUACACUCCUGCACAGAGCUUUGUAGAGGGAGGUGACGAACACUGAGCUAAUUCUGGCUUUACAGUUUUUGACGCUAUGAAAACGGGACACAACGGCCCUGGCUUCUUGUCUGAGUAUGUGCAAUUAAUAUAUUUUGUUGUUUCUUUUGGAGGUAAAAGCGUAUGAACAUUUCAUAGCACACGCAGUCUUUUACUCAUCCUCCCGUUCAUUAGUUUUGUGGCACAUAAACCGAUUCUUUUCUUUUCACUCCUGCAAGUUAAAUGAAACAAACUUCUUACAGCGGAUGAGAUGUUUCAGGGACUGCAAAAAAAAAAAAAAAAAAAAGUGAUUCGUUGUCUACUGUGUUGUUUUUGUCAAGUUGUUUUCGGACGGUUCUGGGUCAUGGAUGACAUUUGCACACUCAGUCUGAACGCUCCUCGAUGGAGAAUGGAGGACUGAACGGGACUGAGGACAGGAGGAGACUGAGAAAAGUUCCUGUGAAUUAGAGGAACUGUUUUUUGCAGCGUGUGGAAUGUAAAAGGACUGAAACGGACAUUUGGACCUGGUCUCAUCUGCUUCUGAAACACACUCGCCUUCCAACCGAACCACUUUGUUUCACAUAUAGAGUCUUGACUGGCCUUGUAGAGGAACUACUCAACCACUGAGACUUGCUUCCAUUCCGCCUGCCUUGUUUCCCGUCCUCCGGGGGUUUCCUGACCAAUAGGACGGCACAUCUUGCAUUGAUGCUCCCUCCCUGUCACUCAGCAGAUAUAUUCUGCUUUAAUUAAAUGAGCUCUGUGCUAUUGAUCAGUACCUUCCUGCCUGGAGUCACAUUCACACAAGCCCCAGCUUCCACGUAGAAUGAUUGGAACCAUAUUUAUUUUUUAUUUUUUGGUUCCUGAAAUAUAUUUUUAACUAAAGUGGACAAUGCUUCGGAACUGGCUCUGAAAAAUGCUUUGCAUGCACAUGUUUACUCAUUUGCUCUCAUUUCAUAUCCAAAAACGGCAGCAGUUCAGCUGUCGCUGAGGGGAAAGCACCGCUCUGUUCUACUGCAGAUGUAGAGCAGAAAAACUUCAUGGUCCACGGAGCGAAAAUGAGACGGAGCAGGUUUGAGUUUGUGGCUGCGUUAAAGGGUUUGUGUACUGAGGAAUGUGUGUGGGACAGCACUGGUGGCUGUCCUUGUAUUCAGAGAAGCCUUUAUAUAGUUUAAAUAUAUAUAACCUGUAUCUAUUUUAAUCCACACACUAUUUUGUCGAGUACGGAGCACCUCUAUUUCUGUCCUUAGAGUCUAACAAUCAUUUAUCCAUGAAAGCUUUACUUGACUUCUUCAAAGUGGCAUGUUUUAGGAGAAGAGAAGGGUGAGUAGUUAUCACUGUCCUACGCAGAGGAUCAAAGAAGAGAGAUCUUACUAAUCAUCAGCAGCAUUAACACACACAACAAUGUACAGGAUUUCUACCCCUCUUGUAAAUUUGACCUGCUUAGGAAGAAGAACCACUUUGGCUGAGGGAUUUUGAGACGUUCAUCAACUGUGCGGACGACGUUUUCCUCUUUCUGCUCGGGUUUCCUCUUCGCAUUGUUAAUUGCCACUGAACCUAACAACAGAAGCUCUCUGAGGCUUUCUAAAUAUGUGUACAGUAUAUGUGUCCUGGCCUGCCGCCAUUCAUUGUUGACAAGUUAACCGACAGUAACAGAACAAUAAAUAUAUGUUUUUAUAGAUA